UUUACAUAUAAUUAAUUGUUCCAUCGUGUGACAAUGUUUUUGUUUCUGAUGCAACACAGACUUUUGAAUCUUAUGAGUGAAUUGGAAUUUAAUGUACUGUAUCGACACUAAGGAAAACCACGAACAAUCUUAAAUCAGAAUUUUGAACCCAGGAUCUUUCGAAUACGUAGCGAAGGAGUGGCCCUCGUUAUACAUGAGGGCUGCGUUCCUGUGAUACGACGAGUAUAACAAAAAUCCAUAAAACAGGAAACAUAUAUCAGUCGCCAUUGUGGCGUUUAACUUGCGUUAAUAUUCUUCGAUGUUAAGCCAAUAAUUUGCAUCACAUUUCCUGAUAAGCGUGGAGAAGAUUAGGUUUACAGAACACAAUAAAUUUAUUUGCUUCAUCAAUUCGGAUAAAGUACAAAGUAGCGAGAUUUCAAGGUCUUGCGGCGGUGAUUAUGACGAGGCUGUCUUCUGGGUUGUGCCACAUAGUCUGGGAGAAGUUAACAGAGUUGUCAGAGAUGUUCGCGGUUUCCAUCUUCUGGGCUAUGCUUGAACACUCAGAACAACCUAGAAGACAUACUCUACUCGCCGCCAUAAGUUAAUGAAAUCGCCCACACUUUUCGUCAUUCCAAUGCUGUCAUUUAAUGCCUUUGUUCGAUUGCCAAUAUUCGAUUACAAAUCAACAGAAACUAUCGAAUGAUUCUUUCAGUAGUACAAGUCUGCUCUCGAAUCAGUGUUCGAUAAAUGUUAUCGAUAGUGUAAAUUAUUCGAUACGUCCCAACCAUCUGUGACAGCGACAGAAAAGUCAUACAGUCCUGGCAUCUACCAGCGGAAAUGUUCUAAAGUGUUGAUGUGUUUCUGUUCUUUUCUUUUGCAGUUCCCAUAACUUCUGAAAGAUGUCAGAUGCGUCAUCAAAACAGUGAUGGCCUUGAGCGCAAAUACAAGGUUGAAGUUGAAUAACUCAUUAAAUUUGAAGUUUAAUGGUAUUGGAAAGUUGUGUGUAUCCAUUUCAGGUGUAAAAGUAGUUGUGCCCGUGUAAGACAUGUCGUCAGUACUGGAAAAUACGUAUUUGCAGGACAGGCUGCGGGAAAUGGGCGCGGUGUAUGAAGAGCGAUCAGGUUUCGGACAGUGUGAUUGUACUUCUUACUCAUAUUUCGCUCUGUCAGCGGUGUUAUUUGCAGUGGGAACUGUCAUCACUGUUCUCGCAUUAGGUGAUGCCGACGGAUAUAUAUUUAGCAGUUUGGGACAUAUGUGGCUAGUCGGUCCCAUAUUUAUAUGUUCAGGACUAAUGGUUGCAGCGAAAAGUGUUCUGUAUCUAAGAAGAAAAGGCAUUAUAUAUAUGCUGCUACGACGACGUGCACUUCUGAGGAGUCUACAGGAGCUGGCCCAACUGAGUCGGAAUCAGCAGUCUGGAGGAAGCUGUGUCAUCCGUAACCCCAGCACGGUCACUAUGCCGCCCACAUACGAGGCUUUGAUGAUGGGAGCUUCAGCUUCUCAUGGAGCAGGGGGUGGAGGUUCGACGGAGGCGCCUCCGCCGACAUAUGAGGAGGCUAUGUUCCUUAUCGGUGAUGAAAAACUUAGGGUCGUCCUGGAGGAAUCCAAAUACGCAACAAGCUCAGAAGAUGGUUUGAAUAAAGAGCCGCAAGGUGCCACAGCUGUUGCUGAGUUUGCAUCCCCGAGCCAGCACAAACCGUACGAGGCAGACUGAGAAACCGUUACCAUUACCCGUAAGACUGAGGAUGGUCGGGCCGGCCUCACGGCCAGUAAAAUGUGGCACGCAUCGGUACUUGGCAGCGUGACGUAAGAUGUUCAGUUCCAAGCCUUUGAGGAUGUUAACAAUCAUUACUGCAGUGACAUAUCUUUUCAUUUGGGGAGUUCUUUCUUGUGCAGCGGUAUGUCGUACAGAGCUGACUGAAGUAGCCUUGACAGUAUCAGAUGGUAACAAGGGU
Molecule: messenger RNA, 1931 nt
Organism: Zootermopsis nevadensis
Lineage: Eukaryota; Metazoa; Arthropoda; Insecta; Blattodea; Termopsidae
Source: RefSeq, a predicted model, not a curated record